AUGGGUGGCAUGCUCUUGCGGAAGGGCCAGCUCCUCCCCUACACAAAGUGGUAUGGGAAGCAGCGCGGCCCGAAAGAUGGGCUUCGUGAGCUGAAAAGUUCCCUCAAGGAGCAGACCUGGAUCCUUUGGCCGAAAGAGGACAGCGAGUCCCAGCAGUGGAAAGUUCGAAGGAGCUGGCGACUCCACCCCCGGCGGAGAUCGCUGAAGUGGCGGGCCAAUGACCAGUGCCGUGUGAAUCCUCCCAACAUGGAGGAGAUAACGCAGUUCCUGGAGGCCAAGUAUGUUGCAAAGGAGGAGCUGCUAGACCUGACCCUCUACUUGCGCCGCAGCCAGCGGCUCACGAGCCACGUGCUGGCACUGCUUGUUCGAAGAUUUGGGCGCAUGCAGCUCUGGCAGACGGCUUUUGGCCUCCUCUUCCGCACGCCUCGGGCGCUGGAGUCAGCGGAAAUGGCCGACCCGGGGCUCUACGUGGCGGCGGCGGACGCGAGCCGCAGCAGCGGGCGCUGGGACAGCGCCCUGUGCGUCCUCGCCCGGGCCCGGCAAGAUGGGCUACAGAUGAUCCAGAACGUGAGCAACGCCGUGAGCUCGGCCGUGUUCCGCUGCCGGGCCCAGGCUUGGCCCAGGGUUCUCCAGUUGCUCCUGGACAUGCUUGCGAGCUCGAGGGACUCUCGGGUUCUUGUGGCUGAUCAGAUCAGUUUCGGCGCGGCCAUCUCAGCGUGCGGCCGCGCGGUCCAGUGGCACAAAGGCAUGAAGGUGGUGGGGCUCAUGCGCCGCUGGAAGCUCUUCCCGGAGACUGUGCCUUUAACAUCUGCCGCAGCAGCCUGCAAUCGCGCAGAGGCGCGGACAGGCGCUUGGCGUUGGUCGCUUUGCCUUUGCGACUGGGUGCGCCAGGAAGGAUCGCUUCCAAGCUUGACUCUGUACAACUGCGCCAUAGCCGCCGCGAGCCGUGGAGCAGAAGAACGUGGCAACUGGACUUUGGCCGUCCAGCAGCUGGACCGUCUCCAUGGGGCUCGGCUCCAAUCUGAUCGGGUGUCUCUGUCGUCCGUCUUUGCCGCGUGCCAACGAGCAGCUGCUGCGGAGCCGGCACUCGAAAUGCUUUCACAAUUUUCCCGCACGCGCAUCCGCGCAUGUGCCAUCUGCCACAGUAGUGUGAUUAUGGCCUGCGCGGCCAAGCUGAAAUGGCAAGAAGGAGCAGCCCUGCUGCUAUUUCUGAAGAAGAGCUUUGAUACCAGGCAAUCAUUCUUGAGGUCCAUCGUCAGGGCGGCGUACUGGCGAGAAUCCCUGCGCUUGCUGCGCUUCUCUUCUGCUCCCGGUGGCAGCUCGAAGCUAAUCAGCAGAGCCGAUCUCGUUCCUGCACUGGAAGCUUGUUCCGCCGGUGGAAAGGUCCGAAGGGCAUACAAGAUACUGCAAGCAGCACGUUCCCGCGGAUGGCAGGUCACGGUGCAGGAGCAGGCGCUGUGCAUACAGUCCUGGUCCCAAGCCCUCGUAAUGCACGAGUCCAUCAGCCGAAGAGACCAGCGCUUGGCGUUGGGAUCCUUGUGUCGCUGGAGUCUCUGGCGGGUGGCGUUUUCCUUGGCCUUCCAAGAAGUUGGCCCCCUAGCAGAGGCGUGCGCCAUUACCUCACCAGGUUCGGACUGGCAGUCUUCCUUGCACAUGCUGGCCGAGCUGGACGCCCAGGGCCAGCUGACGGCCGCUGCCACAUCUUGCAGGCGGGCAUCCUGCUGGCAGCAGGCGGUGGCCCUGCUGGCGCUCACGUGGCUCUGGCGCUUCAGGCCUGGCACUGACGCGUACGACGCUGCCCUCCGGCCUGCGCGGAAGAACGGCGUGGCAGGCAAGGCAGUUGGGAGGCUUCCGGCUGCUGGGGCGAUAUCGAGCGCAGAGCAGCGAGACAAGAUUGGAAAAUGCGUGCUACUAGGUUGGGACUUUCAGGGUACAGGCUUUUUUUACAGCGCCCUUCCUCGCAUGAUGUCUCGCGCGCUGCUUGCUGCCGUGCUCCUCGCUGUGCCGGUGGCAGCCUUCGUGGCCCCAGGUGCUGGAGUCAGCACCACGGCCAGCAGCGCAAAGGCGGUGCAGCUGCCGGAGCAGCUUGAGCCGACGCACGAGGAAGCCGACAGCAACGUCCUGGGCGUUCUGACGGCCGGCUUCGGCGUCGGUGCGGUGCUGGGAUGGCUGAACUCCCGAAAGCAGCAGCUGGCCACCACCGCAGCUGCGGCGGCUGUGGCUGUCGCCCCUGGUGCGGCCCAGGCGAUGGUGGACUAUGAUGGCGUGAAGUACCUGGGGGGCACUGACAAGGUCGACAUCAACAACGCCAACAUUCAGGCCUACCGACAGUUUCCGGGCAUGUUCCCGACCGUCGCUGGCUUGAUCGGCACCCAUGGACCCUACCAGCAGGACAUCUACAACAUCCCGGGCAUGGAUGACAAGCUCAAGAACAUUGCCAAGAAGUACGAGGGCAACCUGGUCUGCUUGCCAGCAAGCCCUGCGUACUUCAUCGACCGCAUCAACAACGGCCUGUACCGGUGA
Molecule: messenger RNA, 2523 nt
Organism: Symbiodinium natans
Lineage: Eukaryota; Dinophyceae; Suessiales; Symbiodiniaceae
Source: the annotation of a GenBank genome assembly